UUCUUUUUUAGGCGGGCUUAUUAUUUUGGCCCAAUUGAAAAGGAGUUUCAAUUUGCACACACACUAUACGGGAGUUACUCUCUCCACCUCCCCACUUGCUUCUACUACCUCCCCAAUUUUUCCCAUCUUUUUUCUAAUUACAAAAGUAUCUUUUUCUUUUACUUUUUUACCCUUUUUAUAUUUUUAUUUUUAACAUUAUUUACCAAAUCCUAAAUAUUUACCUUUAUUCUCUUCACACUCCACCCCCCCAAAACAUUUUUUAAUCUGCCUCCUUCGUCCACAUUCUUUCCCUCGUUUUGACUCCAAACUUAUCACCAUUUCAACCAAUCCUCUCACCCCACUGCAUAAAUUUCGAAACUUUUUCGCGGCUUCCCCAACAUUUCGAGACAACAUCAUUUCCUCUCUCUGUUCCCCAGAGACAAAGCUCCCCUGUUCCGAACAAAUCCACAUGACAAUAAAAGUGUGCUCCGAGAUAUCUAGCACGGGAAUCAGCCCUCGAAUCUCCUUCUCCCACGAUCUGAAGAACACGGAAGAUGCAUCCGUUUGUGUCGAAGAUCGCCACCGUGGAUCAGACCUGUGCAUCUUGGACUCGAGCUCUGACUUCGUCUUCUGCAUCACCAAUGGCUUACCUCAACAUCUCUCUUCCGCCGAUGAACUCUUCUCUAAUGGCAAGAUUGUCCCGGCGGAGAUCAAAAGCGUUCCCAAAAAACCUUCACAUCCUCCUCGAUCUCAACCUGCUACCAUAGAAAAGAUUCAAAGAAAGAGGCUCAAGGAGUUCUUGUCUGCUUCCUCUGACGAAGCAGAAAACGAAGAAGAAAAACCAUCAUCCAAGUAUUCGCAAACGGAUGUUGACAUCCGCAAACAAAUCUCUAUAUUCGUUUAAAGAUUUCCAGAUUUCCAUAUUGUAUACGAAGUGAAUUUUAACCUUAAAAAUGAAAGGAUAAAUUAGGAAUAAAAAAUAUAGAAUGAGUGCAGAAAAGGAAAGGGGAGGUGGAGGAAGAAAAUGGGGAGGUGCAGGGAAUAACGCCCCACACUAUACCCAUAUGCCGAUAUAAACUUGUAUGUUCCAUGUGGGUUUAGAAAGUUUCUUUCUACACCCCACAAGUUUCUUAUAUCACCUUCUGUUGAUUCUUAAUUCUCACUUCAUCAUAUCACUACAUUAUAUAUCCAGCACAAUAAUUUCUAAAAUAUUACAUUAUCAUGAAUUAUUUAA
Vigna radiata var. radiata (mung bean) is the source of this 1213-nucleotide messenger RNA. RefSeq lists its product as uncharacterized. The record is from RefSeq and is a predicted model, not a curated record. The transcript has a single exon. The coding region runs from base 449 to 883 and encodes 144 amino acids. Lineage: Eukaryota; Viridiplantae; Streptophyta; Magnoliopsida; Fabales; Fabaceae.